UGACAGUUGACGCCAAAUAUUUGGUACUUGUUUGACGCAGUUGAUUGUCAAUUUUAUUCAAUUGUUGCCAAAAUUAUUUACGCAAUAUUUUGGUAAUGAUUAUAUUCUUUCUGUUGUUAGAUUUCAGUACCCUCCAAAUAUUUUAUUUACUUUAGGCUCGUUGAAGAAUUACGUUAAAAUGUCGAUGGCUGUGCAGCCCUACCUUGGUAUAGACCAACAUUUCGACCCUGCCUGGAUGGAGAGGAUUGUUUUGGAACUUUCUGAUGCAUUUGAGAUCCGCGUCUCAUGGGACCGCGAGACGGCCUUGGUAGUAGGUGUGUGUGCGGUAGCUGGUGGCAUUGUGGGGCAUUAUGCGGGAGGCCGUCUGGGAGCUGCUGUUGGAGCAGGAAUCGCUAGUGCUACUGGCCUAGGUGUUGCUUCCCUGGUGUCCCUGAGAGAAAUUUGGGCGUCGGUGAAGCACAAGCUUCAGGAACUGUUGUACAUUGUGUUCAACUGUUUACGACGGCUGGACCCAAUAGACUAUGUUCAUGCCUUUGAGAUUCUCAUGGCGUGUGGGAGUACUCGACGAGAGCUGGUCUACGCUAUCUUAGACUUCAUCGCAACCAAGCUCGGCCGAGAGGUUGUGUCUAGUAUCACAGCAGGUUAGACCACAACACAUGUUAGAGCUCAAGCAAAGGGUUGUAAAUAGUUGUUAUCCCAGAAAGUGAAAAUACUUUAUGAAACCUUCAAUUCCUCUUUUGUUUGUAGGUAAUAUUAUGAUGUUAACACCACAUCUAUGGAGAAAUUAUAAUACAAGUGUGCCUUAUUAGCUAGACAUUCAUAGAGCAAUAUGGGCCUAUGAUGGACUGGAGGGGAAUAGCCACAGGGUUAUUUCUCAAUACAUGCAAACUAGUUGCACAAAUGUGCAUACAUUUUGACAAAGGGGAAAGCCUGCAUAUGACUUAUCCUUUUCCCUUCUUGUUCCACGUAGAAUUGACAUUAGUCGUACAUAAAACUUGUCCACAUACAAUAAAAAAUCUAUGCACAAAUUCUUGCUUAUAUUUUGGAAGAGAUUUUUUAAUCAGAUUUGGAAAUUCGAUACUUGGUUUUUAUUUUUCGGACGAUUAUACAGUGUCACACUGUGUGAAAUAUAAAGAUAAUCUUUUUUAUUAAUUAUAGAUCAGCUUUCACUCAUUGAUGGUGGUAAACUUAGAACAUAUCUAAUAAGUAGGGAUAUCUUAUGAUCUUGAAGAGGCUUCUGUUAGGUUUCACAAGACUUUCUUGUAACUAUUUUAUUUUAUAAUGUGAUUAGAGGUUGUGUUACAGACUUGAAAUCUGAAAUCAAAUUUGUUUAUUAAUUUUAUAUCAAUUAGUGAGUAACAUUGUUAUAUACUUUUAUUUUUACUUUGCUUUUUGCUCAAUUUGUAUUAGUUCUAAAAUAAUUCAUAUUCAUGACAUGAG
This is a messenger RNA of Pectinophora gossypiella (pink bollworm), 1440 nucleotides long. RefSeq lists its product as uncharacterized. Lineage: Eukaryota; Metazoa; Arthropoda; Insecta; Lepidoptera; Gelechiidae. Bases 179 to 646 code for a protein of 155 amino acids. The record is from RefSeq and is a predicted model, not a curated record. The transcript is spliced from 3 exons.